AUGUUUGAGGAUUUUGAAUUUGAUAGCUCAAAUCCAUUGAAACGACUGAGGAAUGAGGAGCGAGGGUUAGAUAGUAUCCAAUCACGACCUCAAGCUCGAUUUGCCACGCAACUUGCCGAGAUAUAUUACAUAAGGGCCUCGAAACUUGAGGCUGAGAAGGAACGGAAACGGGGUAUAGAAGUUUACAGCUUGGAAGAUUUGUUGCCUUCUUUAGCCCAGCAAGUAGGUGCUACAGCUCAUUAUUAUCAGUUAAUUAAGGAGAAGUGCGUUCCGGUAUCAUUUGCUCGUUCUAACGUCCCUUUGGAGCCUCCUAAGCGAGCAUGUAUAGCAACCAUAUUGGCCAUACUGAUACAAGUAGUUGUUUUUGAGGAAUGUGGCGCCUAUAUAUCGAUUUCUACAUUUGAUAGAUGGUUUAACAGUUUUUCUCUUCAUGGGGGAAGUCCAAUCUCAAGAUGCUGGUUAGAUUCAAAGGCAUAUGUUGCCAAAUGUAUUGCACAGAAAAACCGGAUAACCGCAUUUGGUCAGGAGUGUAUUUGGAAUCAAUUUAAUAAAUUCAAAGAACUGCAUUCUCUUGGGGGGAGAGUUUCAUUAAUGAUUUUACGAAGUAUUGGCUAUAAAAAUAUGCAGAUGUAUCAGAAUGAAGGAUUGGAUUUUGAAUUAUUAUUCAAGGACGUCUGUAUGAAUGGACUUUAUAACGCAUACAGUUUUUCAAAGGAUACACUGUUAUGGCAUAUAUGGUAUAGGUCUUUUCUCCAACUAUUGUCUUAUAGAGUCAUUCCCAUACUGAGUGAGCGUGUGACUGCCGAGAAUUUGUUUAUGGAAGGUAUCAAGUGUAGCAGAUACCUUAUUUUGGAUUUAACUAGAAUAAUAAAUGGAGAUAAUACCAAUAUGGAGUCUGCGCUCUUGGUUACAGAGUUAUAUAUUCUUUGUGGUGGAACUUCUGGGGAAUUUGCUGCAAUUUGUUUAUUUGUAGCAUUAAAAUCUUCGCUUGGUUUGCAUUUUUCGGGAGAGCCUACAACGAGGGCCGGGGUAGAGCUUUCCGCUGAAGUUAUGUCAAAACUAUUUACUGAGCUUAUUCGGUUUUAUACUUUUCUUUCUCCUUCUACGCGUCAUUAUCACUUGCUGGAUAUAUGUCAGUCAUUAUGGCAGAGUUCAAGAAUCACACGUCAGACGGCAAUGCUUACACAGUCUUUUAUACCCCAACGGCAGAAACGAUUGCCUCUUGUUCAUCAAGAAGAUGUUUUUAAACAUUCAACUCGGACGGCAUGCGUUUUAGUUAAUGAGGGAACUGAAAUUCAGUCGAAACCUUUUUCGACUUGUCUUUUAGGUGGACUUCGGUCAGAGGAAAGACUUAAAAAAUUAGUGAAAUGCAUCCAAUUUCAAUGGAAAAAUAUACCUAUGAUUAGUGAUUUUUUUGGGGCCACCGAGAGAAAUUUUAAUGAUGACUCGGUUGUUAGUUCAUCUUCGUCUUGGAAGCCUAUUUCUAAAUUGGUUUGGGAAAAAAAUAUUACUACUUCUUGGUGUACAAUUGAGUUACCCGAAGAGUCUGAAGGAAAUCAAAGUUUUUUCGAGAAGUUUCUCAGGAAUGCGACUGAUUCUUUAGUAAAAAAAAGAGUUGAUAAUGCCAUGUCAUCAUUGAGCUGUAAAAAACAAAAUUGA
Molecule: messenger RNA, 1659 nt
Organism: Trypanosoma rangeli
Lineage: Eukaryota; Euglenozoa; Kinetoplastea; Trypanosomatida; Trypanosomatidae
Exons: 1
Coding region: 1-1659 (552 amino acids)
Source: RefSeq, a predicted model, not a curated record